Lasiosphaeria miniovina is the source of this 396-nucleotide messenger RNA. RefSeq lists its product as uncharacterized. The record is from RefSeq and is a predicted model, not a curated record. NCBI's taxonomy places the organism in Eukaryota, Fungi, Ascomycota, Sordariomycetes, Sordariales, Lasiosphaeriaceae. The transcript has 4 exons. Bases 1 to 396 code for a protein of 131 amino acids.
AUGACCCUAGAGCCGGGAAUUUUGGGAGCCAAGUACAAGCUUACACGAAACAGUGCCAAGUAUGCCUCGGCAACCGAUAACCUCGACAUAAGCCAUACGAGAUUAGCCUGGACUUCAUCACCAAGCUACCUCCUUGCCAGCAUAAGGAAGGCAGCUAUCGAGGCGCUUCAAGGCCAGGCCGGCCUUACCGAGGAGGUGCUACAACGCAUCGCAGCACGACUCGAGGAUAGCGACUCGGACGUCCGACAGGCGACUAUCGGGGCGCUUCAAGGCCAGGCCGGCCUCCCCGAGGAGGUGCUACAAUCUCACCCGCCACUGUCCCACAACCGCAAUUCCACAAAAUCCUCCACCGGCUACCCGUCAGCUUCUAGCCCGUUCUACAAACGACUAAAAUGA